ACGAUUUUAAGAAGAAGAAAGAUGGUGUUAGAAGAUUCACAAGUUUACACUUUUCUAAGUGUACAAUAAACUCUGCACGGCGUAGCAGUUACCCCGUACCAGUGAGCUCCAAUUCCAAACUACACCUAGAAAUUUAUGCUCGAUUACCCUCCCACAAAAUCCUAAACCCUAGCACAAUAGCCAUGGAUCUGGAGGAUCAGGACCUUUUGUUGGAAGAUGAUGAGGUGGAACAAGACUACACCUACUUUCUUCGUCAAUAUUUGGAAGAGGAAGACCGCCUCGAAGAUGACGAUGGUGAUGGUGUUGUUCACUUAGCUGAACCAUCUUUGCACACAUAUCUCGGUGAAAUUGAAGACACUCGCCACAGAACUGCUUUCUUGGAUGGUGAUUCUGUUGUGAACCUUCCCCUGUUUCGCCUUCAAGGAGUUGUACUCUUUCCCGGGGCUACUCUUCCCCUAAGAGUUAUUGAACCUCAUAUGGUGGCUGCUGUUGAGAGAGCUUUAAGUCAGGUCGAUGUUCCUUACACCAUCGGCGUGAUUCGAAUUCACAGGGAUACUGCAAAUUGGAGGAUGAAAUCAGCUAGCAUUGGGACAACUGCAGAGAUUCGACAAUAUGGACGUCUACAGGAUGGUUCGUUGAAUGUGGUGACUCGCGGACAACAACGAUUUCGCCUAAGAAGGUGUUGGAAUGAUGCAGAUGGAGUGCCUUAUGGAGAGAUUGAAAUUAUUGAGGAAGGUCUACCAUUGAAAACACCAAGGGAUGUGUUUGGGGAAUUAGGAUCAUCAUCGGCCAGGAGCAGUGGUGAUAAAGUCACAGGGAAGUCAUAUCAGGAAAUUAGAUCAAAUCUAAAUGAAGCUGAAGCAAAGGAUUCAAGAAUCGCUAGCUGUUCAACUUCCGGAAAUCAGUCAGGCAUAGGAGAAGAGCUUAAUGACUCUUUUGAAAAUAGAUAUGCCUACCCAUCAAAUAAAAUAUCAACGGCAUUCUGGCCUCACUGGGUAUAUCGUAUGUUUGACUCCCAUUCGCUUGCACAAAGGGCUGCAGAUAUGUGGAGGAAGAUAAUUGGGGUGCCUAGCAUGGAUAAUCUCGUUAAGAAGCCUGAUAUUUUAUCAUUUUAUAUUGCUAGUAAAAUACCUGUGUCUGAAUCUACAAGGCAGGAGCUUUUGGACAUCAAUGGCAUUGCAUAUAGAUUGCGCAAGGAAAUUGAAUUACUAGAGAGUAUUGAUAUUAUCCGAUGUAAAAGCUGCCAGACUAUAAUUGCAAAACGAAGUGAUAUGUUGGUGAUGUCAAGUGAGGGCCCUGUUGGUGCUUAUGUGAACCCAGGUGGUUAUGUACAUGAAAUAAUGACUCUUCACAAGGCAAAUGGCUUAGACCUCGUCGGGCCACCGGCUACAGAAUAUAGUUGGUUUCCUGGGUAUGCAUGGACGAUCACUCGUUGUGCCUCAUGCAGAACUCAAAUGGGGUGGCUUUUUACAGCCACCACCAAGAAACUGAAACCUAGGUCGUUUUGGGGGAUACGAAGUUGUCAAGUUGCAUAAGAAAUGGGCCAAAACCUUCAAUCUUGUUUAUGCAAUAUGGCCAUACAGUUUAUAAGUUUGAUAUAUGUAUAUGACAGCACUUAUGGUGAGUGUGUGUAUCUUAUGCCAUGUUUAUCUAGAAUUCUAGUUUUAGUUA
Messenger RNA from Arachis stenosperma, 1671 nucleotides. RefSeq lists its product as uncharacterized. Gene Ontology annotation, biological process: protein ubiquitination. Gene Ontology annotation, cellular component: Cul4A-RING E3 ubiquitin ligase complex. The transcript has 9 exons. The record is from RefSeq and is a predicted model, not a curated record. The coding region runs from base 183 to 1535 and encodes 450 amino acids. NCBI's taxonomy places the organism in Eukaryota, Viridiplantae, Streptophyta, Magnoliopsida, Fabales, Fabaceae.